This is a messenger RNA of Colias croceus (clouded yellow), 5291 nucleotides long. RefSeq names its product protein turtle (gene tutl). Lineage: Eukaryota; Metazoa; Arthropoda; Insecta; Lepidoptera; Pieridae. Gene Ontology annotation, molecular function: cell-cell adhesion mediator activity. Bases 365 to 3817 code for a protein of 1150 amino acids. Gene Ontology annotation, biological process: dendrite self-avoidance; homophilic cell-cell adhesion; axon guidance. Gene Ontology annotation, cellular component: axon; plasma membrane. The transcript has 17 exons. The record is from RefSeq and is a predicted model, not a curated record.
CCACCGAGAUCUACCUGCUACUCGUCGCCCGCUCACCUGGCACAUUGAUCGCGGACGAUCUCAUUCAAAAACAUCGUGCAGCCAUGAUUUGUCACACCGACGAGACAAUCACAGUGUUUCAAUAGGUGUUUAAGUGAUGAUUUCCGGUUAAAUGUCCGUUUGGAUGUCCAGCGCGGUAGUAAACAACCGGUCCAGAUAGGAGGCUGCGUCUGCCUCACGCCCGGCUGUAGUGGAAUGCGGCAAUUUUAACAACUGCGGACCUCGGGACCCAUAUACGAAUUUGGAUUGUCCGGCUGCUUCUUAGAAAAAAGGUGAUGCACCGAGGAUGAGUCGCCGCGCGCGGCCGUGACAUGGGAGCGCAGGCAUGGGCUGGCGCGCCGAGCAAACGCCGCACAUCGCCGCCGGCCUGCUCCUUCUGCUGCUAGUUUACCUGCCGGUUACUUGCCACCAAGACCACCAAGAUGCUGUGCACAUCACAGCGAUCCUCGGCGAGAGCGUGGUGUUCAACUGCCAGGUGGAUUUCCCCGAAGACAUACCCGUGCCGUACGUGUUGCAGUGGGAGAAGAAGGUAGGCGAAACGGGACAGGAUAUACCGAUCUACAUCUGGUACGAGAGCUAUCCAACGCACAGCGGAGAGGGUUAUGAGGGCAGAGUGUCGCGGGUCGCUCCAGACUCGCCGUACGGCGCGGCUAGCCUCAACCUCACUAAUAUACGAGAGUCAGAUCAGGGAUGGUACGAGUGUAAGGUGGUGUUCCUCAAUCGGUCACCGAAUCAACACAAGAACGGCACGUGGUUCCACUUGGACGUGCACGCUCCACCUCGCUUCUCCAUCACGCCGGAAGAGAUUAUAUACGUUAAUUUAGGAGAUGCCAUCAUACUCAACUGCCAAGCAGAGGGCACACCAACGCCAGAGAUUCUGUGGUACAAGGACGCGAAUCCCGUGGAGCCAUCUGGCACAGUGGGCAUCUUCAACGAUGGAACCGAACUGCGCAUCAGCAACAUACGGCACGAAGACAUCGGCGACUACACGUGCAUCGCGCGCAACGGGGAGGGCCAGGUGUCGCACACCGCUCGCGUCAUCAUCGCUGGUGGAGCUGUCAUCACUAUGCCACCAACAAACCAGACAAAGUUAGAGGGCGAGAAGGUCCAAUUCUCGUGCGAAGCCAAGGCCCUACCCGGAAAUGUUACAGUGAAAUGGUUUCGCGAAGGCGCCCCGGUUGCUGAGGUAGCCGCAUUGGAGACACGGGUUACAAUACGAAGAGAUGGCGCUUUAGUUAUCAACCCUGUAGCUGCUGAUGAUUCCGGUCAAUAUCUAUGUGAAGUGUCGAAUGGUAUCGGAGACCCGCAGAGCGCUUCAGCUUAUUUGAAUGUAGAAUAUCCAGCAAAAGUGACAUUUACACCGACGGUACAAUACCUACCAUUUCGCUUGGCUGGAGUAGUGCAGUGCUAUAUAAAGGCGAACCCACCCCUGCAAUACGUCACGUGGACGAAGGACAAAAGACUUCUAGAGCCAUAUCAGACGAAGGACAUUGUGAUCAUGAACAACGGAUCCCUACUGUUCACUAGAGUCAAUCAGAACCACCAGGGGAGAUAUACCUGCACACCGUACAAUGCGCAAGGCACUCAGGGAUCUUCAGGACCUAUGGAAGUGCUAGUUAGAAAACCGCCAGUAUUCACUGUAGAACCGGAGCCUUUGUACCAAAGAAAGGUGGGGGAAUCAGUAGAGAUGCACUGCGAGGCGCAAGAAGCGGAGGGCACGCAGCGGCCGAGCGUGGUGUGGCGGCGGCGGGACGGGCUGCCGCUGCAGAAGAGCCGCGUGCGCGCGCUCGGCGGGAACAUCACCAUCGACACGCUGCGGCGGCAGGACUUCGGGAUCUAUCAGUGCGUCGCGUCCAAUGAGGUGGCAACAAUAGUAGCAGACACGCAGCUAGUGAUCGAAGGCACGCAACCGCACGCGCCAUACAACGUAUCUGGCACGGCCACGGAGUUCCAAGUGACGUUGCGCUGGCAACCCGGCUACGCGGGCGGCCCGGACUACAAGCAGGACUACACCAUCUGGUAUAGAGAGGCUGGCUUCUCCGAGUGGACCAAAGUGCCCGUCACGCCGUCUGGAGCUACUUCUGUCACAAUAAACAGGCUUCAACCAGGGACCACUUACGAAUUCCAAGUCAACAGUAAGAAUACAAUAGGAGAAGGAAUGAUGAGCAAAGCAAUUACAAUAAGGACCCUUGAUGUAGGCGCAAAACCAAAGGUGGCUCCGACGACCGCGGGACCCGUAGACGAAAAGAUCUUUCAGAAUGCUCCUGAGGGAUCGGGUCCAAAGUCGGGUCCGCCCCGCAACCUGACGGUGACGGAGGUGCACAACGGGUUCCUGAUCACGUGGCAAGCGCCGCUGGAGCGCUCCCACCUCGUGCAGUACUACACUAUCAAGUACCGCACCGACGCGCAGUGGAAGACGCUCAACAGAGGCCAGAUACGACCGGAGGAAACCAGCUAUCUCGUGAAAAACUUAGUUGGUGGGCGCACGUAUUACUUCCGCGUGCUAGCGAACUCGGCGACGAGCUACGAGAGUUCGGACGAAGUGAGAUUCUCUGUGCCAGCGCGCGUGAAGCACAAAGCGAUCACGGCCGGCGUCGUCGGCGGGAUAUUGUUUUUUAUCGUCGCCAUCAUUCUGUCCGUGUGCGCUGUGAAGAUUUGCAAUAAACGUAAACGACGCAAACAGGAGAAAGCAUACAACAUGGUAGCCGCGCGACUCACUGACCUCCGCGCCGCAGACAGCACUCAAGUGCCUUUUAAAAAAUUUAGAGAAAGCGGAAUAUCGAGUGUAGUUCAAUGUUUGCGAUUCACCGCGAACUGGAUCUGGCCCGCAUCGCGUUGCGGCGACGAGGUGCGGUACUGGGGAGUGAUCCGCCGCGUGUCGCCCGCGCCCUCCGCGUCACCGGCGCCCUCCCUGGCGCCCUCGUCUUCGGACGACGGGGGCUUCCUGCCGCGCCUCCGGGCUCCGCUGCGGCCCGCAGCCGCGCCGCCGCUGUUCCGCGCGUCCUCCCCCGCCCUCGCGCCCUGGUCUCCUUGGCCGCCGUGGCCGCCCUGGGUCCCCGCUUGGACGCCGUGGUCGCCCCUCCACAUUUCGGAUCUCAGCUCGGUUCCCUUCCCUAGUUCCGCCGACGGCUCUUUCCCGACGCCGCCCUCCUUCCUGCUCCGGCCUCCGCGCCAGCCGACGGAGACGCGCGUGCCGUGCGGCGCGCUGACGCGGGCCCGCUGGCGGCCGCUGCCUCGCCACGCGCGGCCCCGGCCCGACCCGCCCCCGCCGCACGAAGCCUCGCCGGAGAGCCGGUCGUCGUCCAGCGGGUUCGGAAGCAAGAACGCGUCCUCCUCGCAGCACAACCGCAGCAGCCGGACGGGCAGCCUGGCGGAGUGGCGGCCGCCGCCGUACCGGCCGCCGCCGCCGGCGCCCCCCCCGCGGCCCGGCUCGGGCGAGGCGGGCGAGGCGGCGGACGCGGGGUCGGUGGACGUGCACUACGAGUGGGACCGCGCCACGCGCACGCCGACCCCGUCGACGCCGGAGCGCACGCGCGCGCGGCCGUCGCGCGACGACGUGGAGGCCCGCGUGCGCGCCAUGAAGGAGGAGUUCCUGGAGUUCCGCAAGCGGCAAGCGCUGCGGCGGCGCUCGCCCGAGCCGCUGGGCGCGCCGCCGCCGCUGUCGGCGCUGGCGGCGCUGUCCCCACUGGCCCCACUGGCCCCGCUGGUCCCGCUGUCCCCACUGUCCCCGCUGGCCCCGAUCGCACCCACGCCCGCCCCCGCCGAGACCGUUUGCUGAUCUGGCGAACGAUAGCGUUUAAUUUGUUCCCCACCGAUAACUGUAUCGUCGUUUUUGGAAUGUCGCUCUAUGUUGUAAUCUAAUCGAAUGAACGAUGGUAUGGAACGAGGUACGACCGAUGUUUUUUGGAGGCGAAGACGCCAAAAUAGGUAUGAUCCAUAGAACGGCAUUCUGAAUUUAGCGAAAAGAGUUUUAAGUCAAGUGACAAAAGGCCUAAUAAUAUGUAUAAUGAAUAUUUUUAUAAUUUUUGAAGUGGCCGUUAUUGUAUAAUAGUAUGGUCGCUAAAAUAACAUAUCUAAAAUUCUCAACAAAUACGGUUCCUUUGUACCGAAAACGACGAUCUCUAAACAUUCUGUACGCCUUCUAUUGAUCACUUGACUUUUAAACUGGAUUUAUUUAAUUAAGUUUUAAUGUCGAAUUAGCAUUAAGUAUCCCCACCUCGGUCGAAAGUAUCGCUGGAGACUAUAAACGAUAAGAGUUAAGAGGCGAACACUUUCAGUCGCAUGAGUCGACUGAAAUGCGAUCUUAAUGUACAUACGUAUAAACUAUGUGGAUGCAGUGGCGUUUUCUGCUCGCACUGUCUGUUGUCCUACUCGAUUUAAAUGUCAAUUAAUUAUUUCAAAUAUUGUGACUAUUUUUGUUUUUACCGUUGAGUUUCUGGACAUUUGCAAAAAAUUUAAUAAUGCGUAAGAUCCUAGCGUGCAAUGGAUUCCUAUCAACGGUAAACACAUAAAUAUGCCAUAAUAUGAAAAACGACAUCGUUACGUUAAAUUCUAGGCCGUUGAUUGGCGAGCAGGCAGUGCGAAAUUACGUUCACCUAAACGCUUUAGGUAUGAGUGGGUAGCAUCCACGACACCACUCAUACCAACAUUAUAUUGUAGUUAUUAUUGUAACUAAUAAAGUAAAUUAUACGAUAGUGUGAUACUCCGUGCGUUUGGCGCUACUGUAUUCGCGUAUCUGCCUAUUUCAACGUUCCCAAAUCCCAUAGGUUUUAUAUGGAAUUCAUCGAUUACAUAUGUAGCGUCGAACGUGCGAGUAUUAUGUACAACACAACAAAUAAACUUAGAUAGAUUUAGGAACUAUAUAAGUGAGGGAGGACUUAAACGGAUGUUGUUUAUUUUAUUUUUUAUAUAUUGUGUCGUUAUUUAUUUCCAAGUACAAAUUAUAAUUUUAUCUGUUGCGCAUCUAGUUAUUUUUUAUAUAAUUUUGAACUGUACAUAUGUAAAAACACAUUAGAUAUUAUAUUAUACACUUAUUUAUUUAGGCGUUGUGUAAUGAUAUGAAUGAAGUUCUGAUGAAUUUUUGCCAUUACAUACUUGUAAGGCGCUAGAGUAAAUAUGUUGAAGUUAUUACAUUAUGUAUAUUUAAUUAGUUUCACCUUUAAAGCGAGUACCUUAUUCAAUUGGAAGGAAACUAAUCAAAAGGUGCUACACUCACUAAUCGCAAUAAUCAACGUUUUGUUAACAUAACGCUA